AUGAAACCCGCGCGAGGCGACUCCUUUGGCGACUCCAGCACCGGCGCCUCCAGCACCGGCGGCGCCAGCUGCAGGCGACUCCAGCACGAACGGCUCCAGCACCGGCGACUCCAGCACCGUGGCUCAAGCUGCUGGCGACUCCAGCCUGGCGGCUCCAUCACAGGCGGCGACUCCAGCACAGGCGACUCAUCACAGGCGACUCAGCCCCAGCUGGCUCGCACAGGCGGCUCCAGCCCAGGCGGCGCUGGCACAGGCAGCUCCAGCACCGGCAGCCUCCAGCACAGGCGGCUCCAACACCAGCCUCCACUGGGCAUCAGCGCGGCCGGCUCCUUUGGUGACUCCGCCUGGCGGCUCAGCACAAACCUCAGCACAGAUGACUCCAGCACAGAGCGGAGGCUCCAGCACCCGGCGGCUCCGCUGCGUAGCCUCCAGCACAGGCGACUCCCUUCCGAAGCGACCAGCGCAGAUGGCUCCAGCACAGGCGGCUCCCGCGCAGCGGCUCCCGCGCGGCGCGCCAGCACAGGCGGCAAACCGGCACCAGGCAGGCUCCGGCACCGACGCCUCCAGCACAGGCGACUCCAGCACAAGCCGACUCUCCCAGCACGUGGCUCAGCACCAGCCUCUCGGCACAAGCGACUCCAGCACAGCUCCAGCACAGACGCCUCCUUUGACGGCUCCCAGCACAGCGCCUCCAGCCUGAGGCGGAAAAACCCGCACAGAAGCGACUCAGCACAGGCGGCCUCCAGCACAGAGCGCCUCCAGCACAGGCUCGGACCGGCCGCUCCCGCACAGGCGGCUCCCGCACAGGCGCUCAGCCCAGCAGGCUGCUGGGCAGCUCCCACUUUGAGCGCCUCCUUUGGCGCCUCCAGCACAGGCGGCUCAGCACAGGCGACUCCAGGACCGGCGACUCCAGCACAGGCGGCUCCGCUUCAGGCAGCUCCAGCACGGCUGACUCCAGCACAGGCGGCUCCAGCACAGACGCCUCCAGCACAGGCGGCUCCAGCACCGGCGGCUCCAGCACCGCUUGGCUCCAGCACAGACGGCUCCCAGCACAGAGCGCCUCCAGCUUCCAGCCUCCAGCACCGGCGCCUCCAGCACAGCGACUCCAAGCACAGACGCCUCCAGCACCGUGACUCCAGCAGCGCCUCCAACACCCCGACGGCUCCAGCGGCGCCUGGGCUGGUCUGGGGCAGUUCUCCUGGACAAGACAGAGGGAGGGUGACCGUCCCUGCAGAGGAGAGCAGCUGGAGCUCAGAGAGGAAGGGCCUUCCGUACUCCAUCAUGGUGGUCGUCCGGGCGCUUCCUACACGUUUGUGCACUUCCAGCUUCAGCGACUCCAGCACCUGGCUGACUCAGCACUGUGACUCCAGCACCACAGCGACUCCAGCACCGACGACUCAAAUACUGGCGACUCCAGCACAGACGGCUCCAGCACCAGGCGACUCCAGCACAGACGACUCCUUUAGGCGACUCAAAUACUGUGACUCCAGCACAGACCGGCUCCAGCACAGGCAGAACUCCAGCACAGAUGGCUCCAGCACAGAGCGACUCCGGCACAGACGACUCCAGCACCGCGCCUCCAGCACCGGCGGCUCCAGCACAGGCGACUCCAGCACAGACAGCUCCAGCACCGGCGGCUCAGCACCGAUGACAAAUACUGGCGACUCCCAGCACCGUGGCUCAUCACAGGCGACUCCAGCACAGGCGACUCCAUCACAGGCGACUCCAGCCCAGGCGACUCCCAGCACAGGCGGCUCCAGCCCAGGCGGCUCCAGCACAGGCGGCUCCAGCACCGGCGCCUCCAGCACCCAGGCGGCUCCAGCACGCGCCUCCAGCACAGGCGGCUCCAGCACGGCGGCUCCCGCUGGGCGGCUCCAGCUGCAAAGGCGGCUCCAGCACCCGACGCCUCCAGCACAGAUGACUCCAGCACAGGCAGCUCCCAGCACCGACGGCUCCAGCACCCGCGCUCAACAGACGGCUCCAGCACAGGCAGCUCCAGCACAGAUGACUCCACAGCACAGACGACUCCAGCACCGGCCGGCUCCAGCACCGGCGCCUCCAGCACAACGGCUCCCAGCACAGGCGGCUCCGCUGCGCCACUCCAGCACAGGCGACUCAGCACAGCGACUCCAGCACCGGCGGCUCCAGCACCGGCGCCUCAGCAUAGGCGACUCAGCACAGGCGGCUCCAGCGCGACGACUCCAGCACCGGCUCCAGCACAGGCGCCUCCAGCACCGCGCCUCAGCACCAGACGGCUCCAGCACCGGCGGCUCCAGCACAGACGCCUCCAGCACAGGCGCCUCCGCACAGCGCCUCCAGCACCAGCGGCUCCAGCACAGAGACGCCUCCAGCACAGGCGGCUCCAGCACAGGCGACUCAGCACAGAGCGACUCCGCACAGGCGCCUCCAGCACCGACGACUCAGGACCGAGCGACUCAGCACAGAGGCAACGGCUCCAGCACCAAGGCGCCUCCAGCACAGAGACGCCUCCAGCACAGACGGCUCCGGCACCAGGCGACUCCCAGGACCAGCGACUCCAGCACAGACGGCUCCAGCACAGACGGCUCCAGCAGGCGUGACUCCCGCUGUGGCUCCAGCACAGGCGCCUCCAGCACAGGCAGCUCCAGCACCGGCGGCUCCAGCACCGGCGGCUCCAGCACAGGCGGCUCCAGCACAGGCAUGCCUCAACACCCGGCCUCCAGCACCGCCUCCCACAGCACCUGGCGACUUUCCAGCACACCCGACCUCCAGCACCGGCGACUCCAGCUUUUUGGCCGCCUCCAGCACCGGCGGCUCCCGCGGCCUGGGCCUGGUCUGGCGGCAGGUGAAGCUGCUGUGUCUGCUCUACAGCUGCUGAUGGUGAAGUCUGGUUACUGCUGUGGACUCGCUCUGAUCCACAUCCUGAGAAACAGGCGUCCGGCCGCUGCACCUUGA
Hippoglossus stenolepis (Pacific halibut) is the source of this 2934-nucleotide messenger RNA. Its product is annotated as flocculation protein FLO11-like. Bases 1 to 2934 code for a protein of 977 amino acids. The transcript is spliced from 5 exons. The record is from RefSeq and is a predicted model, not a curated record. Lineage: Eukaryota; Metazoa; Chordata; Actinopteri; Pleuronectiformes; Pleuronectidae.